Molecule: messenger RNA, 4145 nt
Organism: Gadus chalcogrammus (walleye pollock)
Lineage: Eukaryota; Metazoa; Chordata; Actinopteri; Gadiformes; Gadidae
Gene: sema5a
Product: sema domain, seven thrombospondin repeats (type 1 and type 1-like), transmembrane domain (TM) and short cytoplasmic domain, (semaphorin) 5A
Exons: 22
Coding region: 473-3706 (1077 amino acids)
Biological process (GO): axon guidance; neural crest cell migration; axon extension
Molecular function (GO): semaphorin receptor binding; chemorepellent activity
Source: RefSeq, a predicted model, not a curated record
GCUUUCUCGCCUCGUGCCCCUUUAUUGUAGAGCGGUGGUGGUGGUGGUGGUGACGGGGAAAGGCUGUGGCGCAGGGCGACACUGCGGGGUGUCCGGUUUCAUACCGUGCGCUAGGAGCGACUGGGACGGAACGCUCGUCAGCUGGGGGGGCAAAUACAUCGACGCCACCGACGCGAAAGGAACAGGGCUAGAGUCUAGAAGGAGAUAGCCAGCACGUCUAGUGCAGGGGAUACACGGGCAUUGGUGUUUGUUCAACAGAGACGGGAACAACGAGGAUAUUUGACCUUUUUCCAGUCUACCUUUUUUAUUAUUUGUUGUUGUGAAAACACUUCUGACUGGACCAGACUCACAGCUCGUCGCUCGCCGCUAGAUGAACGGGAGUUGGGCACCUCACUUGGUGUGUUGUCUCUGUGAUGCUCUUAGCCCCCUGAGGCCAGAGGAGAAGUGAGUCAGGCCCAGCCCUCCCCCCUUCAUGGGACACCCCCUUACCCAGCAUGCACUGCUGCUCCUGCAGUGCAUGCUGGUCCUGCGACCAGGAGGCGUGGCGGGUCGGAGAGGGCCGGUUCUGCUGCCCGAGUCUCCCUGUUAUAAAACCGAGCACCCUCUGGUGCCACACUCAGAAAUGGAGCCAUGGAUCUUCAGGUUUAAGGCAGAGGGCACGGUGGAUUUCUCACAGCUGACCUUCGACCCCGGCCAGAACGAACUGAUUGUGGGCGCCAGAAAUCAUCUCUUCAGACUCAGUCUGGAAGACCUGACACUUAUUCAGGGGGCAGAGUGGCACUGCGAUGAGUUCACCAAGGGAGCCUGCUUCAGCCGGGGAAAGUCUGAGGAGGAGUGCCAGAACUACAUCCGCGUUCUGCUGGUGAACGGCAACAGGUUGUUUACCUGCGGAACCAACGCCUUCACUCCCAUCUGCACCAACCGAACGCUGACCAACCUGACAGAGAUCCACGACCAGAUCAGCGGCAUGGCGCGCUGCCCCUACAACCCGCGCCACAACUCCACCGCCCUCAUCACGUCCGCCGGCGAGCUCUACGCCGCCACCGCCAUGGACUUCUCGGGUCGCGACCCCGCCAUCUACCGCAGCCUGGGGGGCAUGCCCCCGCUCCGCACCGCGCAGUACAACUCCAAGUGGCUCAACGAGCCCAACUUCGUAUCGUCCUACGACAUCGGCAACUUCACCUACUUCUUCUUCCGGGAGAACGCGGUGGAGCACGACUGCGGGCGCACGGUGUUCUCGCGCGCCGGCCGCGUCUGCAAGAACGACAUCGGGGGCCGCUUCCUGCUUGAGGACACCUGGACCACCUUCAUGAAGGCGCGGCUCAACUGCUCCCGGCCCGGGGAGAUCCCCUUCAACUACAACGAGCUGCAGGGCACCUUCUACCUGCCCGAGAUGGAGCUGCUCUACGGCAUCUUCACCACCAACGUGAACAGCAUCGCUGCCUCCGCGGUGUGCGCCUUCAAUCUCAGCGCCGUCACGCAGGUCUUCAGCGGCCCCUUCAAGUUCCAGGAGAACUCCCGGUCGGCCUGGCUGCCCUUCCCCAACCCCAAUCCAGACUUCCAGUGUGGCACCAUCGACUACGGCUCCUACGUCAACCUGACGGAGCGCAACCUGCAGGACGCCCAGAAGUUCCUGCUGAUGCACGAGGUGGUGCAGCCCGUGGUGCCCGUGCCCUACUUCAUGGAGGACAACGUGCGCUUCACCCACGUGGCCGUGGACGUGGUCCAGGGCAAGGACCAGCUCUUCCACAUCAUCUACCUGGCCACAGACUAUGGCACUAUCAGGAAGGUGCUCUCCCCUCUGAACCAGUCCAUGGGGAACUGCCUGUUGGAGGAGAUUGAGCUGUUCCCUCCCAGGAAGAGGCAGCACAUCCGCAGCCUGCUGAUCCUGCACAGUCGCAGCGAGCUCUACGUGGGCGUCCGCGACCAGGUUCUUAAGAUACCGCUGAAGAGGUGCAACUACCACAAGACCAGAGAGUCGUGUGUGGGGGCCAGGGACCCUUACUGCGGCUGGGACCUGGUGCUGAAGAAGUGCACCACUCUAGAGCAGAGUGUUCGGAUGAGCCAAUGGGAGCAGAGCAUCACCAAGUGCCCUGUGCGUAACGUGACGGUGGACGGGGGGUACGGCGCCUGGGCGAGCUGGGCUGCCUGUAGUCAUAACGACGGCGGCAGUGGGGGCGCCUGCCUGUGUCGGACGCGGGCGUGUGAUAAGCCCGCCCCCCAGUGCGGCGGCCAGUCCUGUCAGGGUAUCAGCGUGGAGGUCGCCAACUGUUCACGGAACGGUGCGUGGACCCCCUGGACCCUGUGGUCCCCCUGCAGCACCAGCUGUGGCAUCGGCUUCCAGGUCCGCCAGCGCUCCUGCAGCAACCCCACGCCCCGCCACGGCGGCCGUGUGUGUGUGGGCCAGAACCGGGAGGAGCGGUACUGCAACGAACACCUGCCAUGCCCGGCACACGUCUAUUGGUCGGCGUGGUCGGCAUGGGAACGGUGCACGGUGCCGUGCGGUGGAGGCAUCCAAUCGCGACGCAGGACCUGCGAGAACGGAAACGAGUGUCCCGGGUGUAGCCAGGAGUACCAGUCCUGCAACACGGCGCCCUGCCCCGACCUGAAGAAGACCACGCCCUGGACGCCGUGGACGCCCGUCAACAUCUCCGACAACGGCGGCCACUACGAGCAGCGCUUCCGCUACACCUGCAAGGCGCGCGUGGCCGAGGCCAGCCUGCUGGAGGUGGGGCGGCAGCGCAUCGAGAUGCGCUACUGCUCCAGCGACGGCUCCACGGGCUGCUCCACCGACGGCGAGGUGCUCCGGCUGGGCAGGAUCUCGGGCCACGCGGUCAGCGGUGGCUGGACUCCCUGGAGCUCCUGGGCCCAGUGCAGCAGAGACUGCAGCCGGGGGGUCCGCAGCCGGAAGAGGUCCUGCAGCAACCCCGAGCCCAAGUACGGGGGGCAGACCUGCAUGGGAGCGGCGCAGGAGUAUCAGGAGUGCAACGUCACCCCCUGCCCAGUGGACGGGAGCUGGUCCUGCUGGUCGUCAUGGUCGCGCUGCUCCGUGACCUGCGGGGGGGGUCAUUACAUGAGGACCAGGACCUGCAGCAACCCCCCACCGGCCCACGGAGGAGACAUCUGCCUGGGCCUGCACACUGAGGAGGCCCUGUGCAACACACAGCCCUGUCCAGAGAGUUGGUCCAGCUGGUCAGACUGGUCCCAGUGUGAAGGGGCCGUGUCCCAGAUGCGAGUGCGCCACUGCGAUGUCCUCUUCCCUACUGGGAACCAGUGCUCAGGCAACAGCACCGAGACCAGACCCUGCCCGCCCGACUCCAACUUUAUAUCAGAAGUCUCCAUUGCCCGCUCAAGUCAAGAGGAGAUUUACUGUGGAGACUUCAACCUGUUCCACAUGAUGGCGGUGGGUCUGAGCAGCUCCAUCUUGGGCUGCCUGGUGACCCUGCUGGUGUACUCCUACUGCCAGCGCUACCAACAGCAGUCCCACGACGCCACCGUCAUCCACCCGGUGUCGGCGCCGCUCAACACCAGCAUCACCAACCACAUCAACAAGCUGGACAAAUACGACUCGGUGGAGGCCAUCAAGGCCUUCAACAAGAACAAUCUGCUCCUGGAGGAGAGGAACAAGUACUUCAAUCCUCAACUCACCGGAAAGACCUACACCAAUUCCUUCUUCACCGACCUGAACACCUACGAUGACUAUUAAAGCACUCGUAGCGACAGCCUAGAGGCCUGUGCACAUCAGGACGCAAAAUCCAUUGAGAGCCUCAACUUUUUUCUCACUGUUGCUUUAUAUAUAAAAAAAAAAAAUCUUUUUUGCCUGAGACAACCCGACCGCUGAGAAAAAAAUGCCAGCUGGUAUUCGAUUAAAGAAAAGACUUGCAGUAUCGCCGGCAGAGAGAAACACACACCCUUUUUUUCUCCCUCAGGUGCCUUGGGGUGCACUUGGGAAGCUCUUUCGCUGUAUUUGUGUGUGUGUGUGUAAGUAUGUGUGUGUUCCCGUCAAGGUGGCGGAAAAAAAUUAAAUAAAAAAAAAGCCAACUCUUAAGAGAUUGCAGGGAAAUGAUCUCUUCAAACACUGACGCCUCUUUAAUAAGAAGUCGUUUUUUGUUCUACAAAAGGAGAAACAUAACCAACCACCAAAU